UCGAAGCUCAAAACAACGGUUUUGAAACUAUUGAUUUUGCAGGUAGAUUCUUGAAAUAUCAACUGCUAUUUGUCUCGAUGGCUUUGGAGACUUGUCCCAAGGACCUCCACCAUUUGCGGGCAUGCCUUCUGUGUUCUCUUGUGAAGACUAUUGACCAGUUUGAAUAUGAUGGCUGUGACAACUGUGAGUCGUACCUUCAGAUGAAGGGGAAUCGAGAGAUGGUAUAUGAGUGUACAAGUUCCUCGUUUGAUGGGGUGAUAGCCCAGAUGAGUCCAGAGGACAGCUGGGUGGCCAAGUGGCAGAGAAUCAGUAACUUCAAGCCAGGUGUCUAUGCUGUGACGGUGACAGGGUGGUUACCUCCAGAUCUCAAAAGGAAUUCCUGA
This is a messenger RNA of Salmo salar (Atlantic salmon), 383 nucleotides long. Its product is annotated as transcription elongation factor SPT4-like. The record is from RefSeq and is a predicted model, not a curated record. Gene Ontology annotation, biological process: regulation of DNA-templated transcription; transcription elongation by RNA polymerase II; transcription elongation-coupled chromatin remodeling. Gene Ontology annotation, molecular function: zinc ion binding; RNA polymerase II complex binding. Lineage: Eukaryota; Metazoa; Chordata; Actinopteri; Salmoniformes; Salmonidae. Gene Ontology annotation, cellular component: DSIF complex; nucleus.